AUAUAAGUUCGGUGUUCUUGUAUGGAAGUCAUACAGUAUCGAGGUGGUCAUUUAGUCGAAAACACCAUUUUUUGUUUCCUCAAGCAAAUUAAAUACUUCAAUCAAAAUGUGCAAGACAAUUUUUUCUUAUUCAUUGUUUUUCUUCUUCGUUACAUUGGCAAUUACGAACCGACAAUUUGUUAGUGCUGCUCCUUAUUUUGAAGUCAGCUCAGAAGGUAAACUCACUGGACCAUUUGAUACUAGUAUAGGCGGUGCAUUCGCUUUAAAAGGUGGACAAAAUGGACAAGCUGCACAACCUGGAUUAGUACAAGGUGGUCAAGGGGGACCAAAUGGAUACCCUGCACCAGUAAACCCAUAUUGGUACCCAGUAUCAUGUGGUUAUGGUGGACCAUGUGGACAAAGUGGAUUCGGUGGACAAGGUGGACAAGCUGGAUUGAGUGUACAGGGUGGUCAAGGGGUACAAAAUGGGAUCAGUGGACCAGUUGUAUACGGUGGACCAAAUGGCCAAAGUGUAUUCGUUGAACAAAAUAGAUACCCUGGACCAGUUUUCCAAUAUACGUACCCUGGAUCAUGGGGAUACGUUGAACAAAACGGAUUCGGUGGACAAGGUGGACAAGCUGGAUUGAGUGUACAUGGUGGUCGAGGGGUACAAAAUGGGAUCAGUGGACCAGUUGUAUACGGUGGACCAAAUGGCCAAAGUGGAUUCGUUGACCAAAAUAGAUACCCUGGACCAGUUUUCCAAUAUACGUACCCUGGAUCAUGGGGAUACGUUGAACAAAACGGAUUCGGUGGACAAGGUGGACAAGCUGGAUUGAGUGUACAUGGUGGUCAAGGGGUACAAAAUGGGAUCAGGGGACCAGUUGUAUACGGUGGACCAAAUAGUCAAAGUGGAUUCGUUGAACAAAAUGGAUACCCUGGACCAGUUAUCCAAAGUGGUUUCGUUGCACAUAAUGAACACCCGAAACCAGUUAUACAAUAUGAAAACCCUGUACAAAAUGAAUUCCGUAUACAAAAUGAAUACACUAAACCAAAUGGCCAAAAGGGAUUCGGUGGAGCAGAUGGUCCAAAUGGCCAAAAUGGAACUUAUAUACAAAAUAAAUACACUGGACCAAAUGACCAAAAGGGAUUCGGUGGAGCAGAUGGUCCAAACGGCCAAAAUGAAACUUAUAUACAAAAUAAAUACACUGGACCAAAUGGCCAAAAGGGAUUCGGCGUGCAAAAUGAAUUCGUUGGACAAAUGGAUUCGGUAAACCAUGUGGAUACAGUGGAUCAGGCUUCCAAAAUAGAUUCGGUGGACCAGGUGGAUACAGUGGACCAGGUGGAUACAGUGGACCAGGUUUUCCAAAAUGAAGUCGGUAGACCAGGAAAAAAAUAAAGCAAAAACGCUUCACUCACCAUUUAAUUCACUAUACAUAUAAAUUGUAUGAAAACAUGGUCUAUAUUAAAAAAAACUCUACUAGUGGAUUGGCAAAUAUUAUUUUUUACUUUCCUUGAAAUUCGAUAUAGUUAUUUAAAAUAAACAAAUCUUAUCAAAAGUAGCCUUCAAAACCAACUCAUAUUCUGAUAAUAAAUGGUAAAUUUUAUAAAAUAAUUCUUCGUAUUCUAAUGCGUACAAUUUUGUGCCCAUUUUCACAUUCACAUUUCAAUUGGCUUCUUUUUAAAAGUUUUGUUAGGUAAUAGCCGAAUGAAAAGUUUUUAACAUUUUAAGUCUGAUUGUAAAAUAGCAUUUUUUGUAUGGCGAUAGCGGUAUUGUAAUUCAAUAAACUCGCAUAUGAA
Messenger RNA from Contarinia nasturtii (swede midge), 1776 nucleotides. RefSeq names its product collagen alpha-1(XI) chain-like. The coding region runs from base 107 to 1375 and encodes 422 amino acids. Lineage: Eukaryota; Metazoa; Arthropoda; Insecta; Diptera; Cecidomyiidae. The transcript is spliced from 2 exons. The record is from RefSeq and is a predicted model, not a curated record.